CCUGGCGCUGCUGCUGGCCGUGUGCGCCCGGCUCGGCCGGCCGGCGGAGGAGCCGGGUGAUGGUUGUGGACACGUGGUGACCUAUCAGGGCAGUGGCACAAUGACAUCUAAGAAUUACCCAGGAACUUACCCCAAUCACACAGUCUGUGAAAAGACGAUCGUGGCCCCAGAAGGCAAGAACCUGAUUCUGAGGCUGGGCGAUGUAGAUAUCGAGUCCCAGACCUGCGUUUCUGCCUCACUCCUCUUCACGAGCUCCUUGGAGCAGUAUGGUCCAUACUGCAGAGGUGCGACUGUCCCCACAAGACUCCUGCUGAACACCAGUCGAGUCACCAUGCGUUUUGAGAGUGGAUCACACGUCUCUGGGCGCGGCUUCCUGCUGACCUACACCAGCAGCGACCACCCAGAUUUAAUAACGUGUCUAGAACGAGGUAACCAUUACUUGAAGACAGAAUUCAGCAAAUUCUGCCCACCUGGCUGUAGAGAUAUAGCAGGAGAUAUUUUUGGAAACGCGGCCGAUGGCUACAGAGAUACCUCCCUGCUCUGCAAAGCCGCCGUCCACGCAGGAGUGAUCGCAGAUGAGCUGGGUGGCCGCAUCAGUGUGCUGCAGCGUAGAGGGCUGAGCCGCUACGAAGGAGGCCUGGCCAAUGGGGUGCUGUCCAGGGAUGGCUCCCUGUCCAGAAAGCGGUUCCUGUUCACCUUGGACAAUGACUGCGGCAGAGCCCUGAGUGCUGACUCCCACGUGCAGUUCCGGGCCUCUUCCUCCUGGCAGGGCAUCAGCGACACUGGACAGCUCUCUCCCUGGUCUCCUGGCCAAGCCCAGCUGCAGGAGCAAGGCCCAUCAUGGGCGGCAGGCGACAGUGGCGGCCACAAACAGCAACAAUGGCUGGAGAUAGACCUGGGGGUUGAAAAGAAGAUAACAGGAAUUAGGACCACAGGAUCCACACAGCCAAAUUUCAACUUCUAUGUCAAGAGUUUUGUGGUGAACUUCAAGAACAGCUCUCGGUGGAGGAUCUACAAAGGACUCGCGGGUGGCAAGGAGAAGGUAUUCCAGGGCAACACCAACUGCCAGGACCCCGUGCGCAACAACUUCAUCCCACCCGCCGUGGCCAGAUACGUGCGGGUCCUGCCGCGCUCCUGGCACCAGCGGGCAGCACUGAAGGUGGAGGUCCUGGGCUGCCAGGUCACGCGAGGAGAUGAGACAACCACGUGGCAUGAAGUCAGUCCAGACGUCGGGCUUUCAACCGAGAGAGGAGAGCCACCCACAGAGCCCAACCCUGUCCCUGAAGAGGAAGGGCCUCCACCUGGAGCAGGACUGAAGGCGACCACUGUGGCCAUCCUGCCGGUCCUCCUCGGAGCCCUCCUGCUGGCUGCGGUGGGGGUCUUUGCCUUCAGAAGGAAGAAGAAGGCGGAAAAUCCGUACUUGUCUCCGGAGCCUCGGAAAACAGGCUGCUGGAGGCCGGCCACGCACGCGCCGACCAGGCCCCCGUCGGCCGAGUUCACUAUCAGCUAUGACGACGACGAGGAUGACGACGAGGAGGGGCAGAAGCGCGAGCUCCGUGCCAGCGCCCUGGAGNGUUACCAGACGCCCCAGGACGCGCUAGGCGCUGACGCGGCAGCCAGGGCAGGCUCCACCUUCCGGCCCACCGACGCGCACGAGUACGCCCUGCCCCUGGCGCGCGCCAGGCCCGAGUACGCCACGCCCAUCGCCACGCCCCAAGACGGCCACGUCCCGGGGUACCUCGCGCCUGCGGCUGCGUUCCCCCGGGGCCCGGGCUACGACCAGCCGCGGGCCGCGGGCGCGGAUGGGGACGCGCGUAGGGGCCGCCUACCGUGAGCUGUACCACCGACCGCAGGGCGGGGCGAGCGAGCGACCCCUCCGAGCGCGCUGCCGCGGAGCACACACGAUGUGCGUGGGGCGCGGGGGCAGCUGGGGCGCGCGCGCGCGGCGGGCUCGGCCGUGCAGGAUGCCGCGGCGACGCGGCUGGCGCGCGCCUGAGCGCCUCCUGGCCCCGGCCGGUCUUGUCCCCGGCGCCCGUGACGAAGACUCUGGAAGCUGGGGAGGCGCGCGGGGCUGGAGCGUCGCGACGGGGACCUUGGCCCGCCCGGUCUCGGACUUGCGAGCCCGCGGGCGCGCACGGGAGGCUUGUGUCCGCGGAGGAGCAGACGUCGCGGGAUGUGCUCCGAAA
Octodon degus (degu) is the source of this 2186-nucleotide messenger RNA. It is a transcript of the gene Dcbld1, whose product is annotated as discoidin, CUB and LCCL domain containing 1. The transcript has 15 exons. The record is from RefSeq and is a predicted model, not a curated record. Lineage: Eukaryota; Metazoa; Chordata; Mammalia; Rodentia; Octodontidae. Bases 101 to 1834 code for a protein of 577 amino acids.